CGACUGAUUGCGCCUGCCAGCCGCCCUGAUCCCACGGCACUUCCGCAUCCCUGACUCCUCGAACGGGGCGAGAUUGUUACUAUGGCAACCAGGCACCGGCGGCGGGGGGGCUCGGCUCCCUCAUGGGCUAAACCAGGCAAACCGGGGGAGCGGCCUGGGGGCCCUAAGAAGAGCCGAGGGCGCACCAGCUGGAAGAGCCUGCUGAUAUGGGGGGUAUUUGGAGUGACCCUGGGCCUUAUGGCUGGCUACUAUCUCUGGGGAGAGCUGAUCACCGACGACAGUGUGACUGAGGUGUUGGCAGCGCAGCGAGAUGCCGUUGCGCAGAGGUUCUUCCAUGUGCCCUGCUCGCAGGAUUACGAGAGCCUCAAGCAGUUUGAAGCUUGCACGCCGAGGAAAUGCGGACGAGCCGUGACCGACUCGGUUAUAACGCUCCAGGAGGCUGAGAAGAUGCGCAGAUUAGCCGAGGCCGGCCUCUCUCUUGGGGGAUCCGAUGGAGGGGCAUCCAUCCUAGACUUGCACUCGGGGGCCCUGUCGAUGGGAAAGAAGUUUGUAAAUAUGUACCGGUUCUUUGGGGACAAACUUAAAGAUGUGAUGUCUGACGAAGAUUUCAAUCUUUAUCGGGAGGUGCGACUGAAGAUCCAGCACGAAAUCGCAAGAACCUUCAAUAUAAGCGUUUCCUCCCUUCACCUUACCAAACCCACCUUUUUCUCACGCAUGAACAGCUUGGAAGCCAAAACCGCUCAUGAUGAAUACUGGCACCCCCAUAUUGAUAAGGUGACCUACGGUUCCUUCGACUACACAUCCUUGCUCUACCUCUCAGACUACUCCCAAGAUUUCGGCGGGGGCCGCUUCGUCUUCAUCGAUGAAGGUGCAAACAGAACAGUGGAGCCUCGAACUGGUCGCCUUUCAUUCUUCACUUCCGGAUCGGAGAAUCUUCACCGGGUGGAGAAAGUGAGUUGGGGAACGCGAUACGCUAUAACUAUCUCUUUCACGUGCAAUCCUGAGCACGCCAUUGGGGACCCGACCUGGACAUGACACAUUUCACUCCACUCCUAUCUUAUUCCUUAACCCCCCUGACAGUGAUGUUGGACCGCGGAUCAGUUGGGCUCAACCUAUAAUCAGUAACCAAUUACUGAUUAGACAUAUGGUGCUCAACAGGGUCAGCCAAGUAGACUCAACCACUCCAAGAGGGGGGCAUUCUCCUUCCCCCCUCCCUUUUCUACUUUCCAUAUCUGCAUCAUUAGUUUUUACAUUUUGUUUUCCCCUAGAUGUAUAAUAUUCUUUCAUCGGCUAAAUCAGGUUUCAUGAGUUUGUAUAUCUGCGUGGCAUACCUUUUCCACGCCACAAUAAUCCUGUGAUCAAAUUGAACAAAAUGGGUUUGGUUCUACAAAAAAAAUCCAGUUAUGUGCAUCCCUUUUAUUACUUUGCAAUGAGAUGUUUCCAAAAUGAAAAUACUGUGAAAAAGAAAAUCCGAGCAUGGCGGCCAUAUUAAAACCCUGAGCAUUGAUUGGGGUAUUAGAAUCCUUGGUAACUUGAUUUAAUUUGUGUUUGUAACUCGGCUACACGGGUGCAUCCCAGCGUUCUGAGGGCGAGUCUUUCUGCAAUGGGACCAAAUUGGGAUCAAAGACUUUUAAGGAGGGUAAUACAUUCUGAUUGGAAUAAAUUCUUUUCUACCACAAA
Molecule: messenger RNA, 1680 nt
Organism: Xenopus tropicalis (tropical clawed frog)
Lineage: Eukaryota; Metazoa; Chordata; Amphibia; Anura; Pipidae
Gene: ogfod3
Product: 2-oxoglutarate and iron-dependent oxygenase domain containing 3
Cellular component (GO): membrane
Molecular function (GO): iron ion binding; 2-oxoglutarate-dependent dioxygenase activity; oxidoreductase activity, acting on paired donors, with incorporation or reduction of molecular oxygen
Source: RefSeq, marked provisional